AAAUCUGGAGUAUAUAACUGGAGAACACGAAAAUAAGAAGCAUCGUGUAAAAGCAAAGAGGUAUCUCUAUGAAUUCAAGAGUUUGGAACCAGAUUUAUUUUCAAUAUUAGAAUUCGGUUUUAAUCCGGUUCUAAACUCUAAUUUCAAUGAGUCUAACCCAAAGCCUUCUUCAGUAAAUUCGUUUUGGUUAUCGAUUUACAAAAGAAUUGAACUUGAGAAGUUAAGACAUACCGAAAGUACACUAUGUGCCAUAAAUAACGAAACAGAAGCAGUUCGUUCUAUUUCGUCCGUUGAAACCGAAUUUUUGUUAAACGAAAGAGACAAGAUGAUGCGAAUACGUGUUUUGAUAAAGGAGUUGACAAACGAAACCGUUGUAAAACUUCGGAGAAUAGGGCAGAGACACAGCAUAAGAAAUUGCCAAGAAUAUGCGUAUGGAUUCUGUACGCCUGAACGACAGAAUGCGUUGCAUGAUCGGUACCAUACACCAAAACAACAAGAAGAAAAGGAAGAAUGUUCAAUCUACGAAACUCAGUUUGUAUCUAAUCCUUUUGUUGCUGAGCUUUCGGUGAAUGAUGACAAUUUCAAUGAUUUACAUCCUAAAAUGAAGGCAAUGAAAGAGAAUAAGACUUGUCCUUGGCGUUUGAGUAAUGCAAACCGCAAAGAAAUUGAGGUUGUCUUUUUGUCAAUGAAGAAGAAAACAUGUGGUCGAAGAGGAAUUAUUUCAACUUGGUCUUGCGGAGCCCACUCCUUUGUUGUGGACGUGGAUGGCGAAUUAAUAAAACAGCAUUUUAGUGAAGCUGAAUGUCUAGAAAUGGCGAAUGCGGGUGUUCCGGUGGCACCACAGCUAUCACAAGACAUUAUAGAUUAUCUUAGUAAAUUUAAUGGCAAGAAAACACUAAAAGAAAUACGUAAGGCAAUUAAUGAAUUGAUGAAAGAUUGGAUAUCAAGUACGAUCAAGACGCUUACUACAUUAGAUUUGCGCUAUACCGAUACACACUGUAGCUGUCAUGUGUUGGCUGUCAUCGUUGACCAAGGUUUUGCGGAUUUGGAGGAGACAUCUAUUGUUCGUGGGAAAAGCACAAGCACCGCGAAUGCUGAGCGAAAUAAGAAUGCACAUAGGACUACAACAACUCGGCGAAAGAGUGGACACCGAGGAGAUUGGGUUUUGAGACGGAUUGGGAACGGUGAGUGUGAUGAAUGUGGUAUUGGCGAAGCGGGAAAGUACUGGUUUGACGAUCAUGGGACGAAGUUUCUGAAGGAAACAGUUGUGCAAGAAACUGCAAACAGUGGGAAUCAUCCAUGCGGGGACGAUGAUGAUGACAAUCCUAAUGGCUACGUGUACCGCAUCCGGCGCGGAGAUUUGAUGCAGGCUGUUGUUAGGGAAACUAUCAAAACAGUUCAAUCCAAACCUGCUCAGUCAAACGCGCAGGCAUCUGAAGUGUUUGUACAAGCAGGCAUAAAGAAGCGACCUCGAAAUAUGUAUGAAAUCCCAUCAUAUAUGUCAACGCCAAAAAAAAUCAGAGAUCAUAGCCAAACCGUACCGUCUAACUUCUUAUCAAUGCAGUUUAACGAUUCUGAGGAUUAG
Ambispora gerdemannii is the source of this 1585-nucleotide messenger RNA. The record is from the annotation of a GenBank genome assembly. NCBI's taxonomy places the organism in Eukaryota, Fungi, Glomeromycota, Glomeromycetes, Archaeosporales, Ambisporaceae.